This is a messenger RNA of Emiliania huxleyi CCMP1516, 2461 nucleotides long. Its product is annotated as alanyl-tRNA synthetase. The record is from RefSeq and is a predicted model, not a curated record. The transcript is spliced from 10 exons. The coding region runs from base 1 to 2214 and encodes 737 amino acids. Gene Ontology annotation, cellular component: cytoplasm; mitochondrion. Gene Ontology annotation, biological process: alanyl-tRNA aminoacylation; tRNA modification. Gene Ontology annotation, molecular function: ATP binding; alanine-tRNA ligase activity; aminoacyl-tRNA deacylase activity. Lineage: Eukaryota; Haptophyta; Isochrysidales; Noelaerhabdaceae.
AUGCAGUUCAACCGCGAGCGAGACGGCUCUCUCACCCCGCUGCCGGCGCCGUGCGUCGACACCGGCAUGGGCCUCGAGCGUGUCUCGUCCAUCCUGCUCGACAAGAUGUCCAACUACGACAUCGACGUCUUCGCCGCCCUCUUCAAGGCCAUCCAGGCCGUCGUGCCGGGGCUGCGCGAGUACGCUGGCAAGGUUGGCGAGGACAUGGAGGAUGCGGCAAAGUGGACGGAGGAUGAGCGUGUCGACAUGGCCUUCCGCGUGGUCGCCGACCACAUCCGCACGCUCACCUUUGCGAUCACCGACGGCGCGCAGCCGUCUGCCGAGGGGCGCGGCUACGUGCUGCGCCGGAUCCUGCGCCGCGCGGCACCCGAGGGCUUCUUCCACCAGCUCGUCGACGCCGUCGUGGAGCAGUUCGGCGACGCGUUCCCCGAGCUGCGCAAGGACCCAGAGCGCGUCAAGGCGAUCCUCCGCGAGGAGGAGGCCACCUUCUCGCGCACGCUCAAGAACGGGAUCCGCCAGCUCGGCAAGUACUGCGAGAAGCUUCCGGCGGGAGGCACACUCUCGGGCGAGGAGGCCUUCAAGAUGUACGACACGUACGGCUUCCCGGUCGACCUCACGUUGCUCAUGUGCGAAGAGAAGGGCCUCACCGUCGACGAGGCGGGGUACGAGGCCGAGAUGGAGCGCGCGAAGAAGCGGUCGCAGGAGGGCGGCUCCUUCUCGCGCGGCGGGUCGGUCGUGCUUGAGGCGGAGCAGACCGUCGCCCUCGCCGAGCGGAUGGGCGUGCCGCGCACGGACGACGCCCCAAAGUGGGUCUGGGACUCGGCCGCAGGGGCGGGCCAGCCGCACGCCAGCACGCUGCGCGCGGCCAUCGACCCGUCAAAGGUCUUCCACGAGUCCGUCACCGCCGAGACGGGGCUCGUCGGUCUCAUCGUCGAGUCGACGCCGUUCUACGCGGAGGCGGGCGGGCAGGUGUGCGACCUCGGCACGCUCACCACCGCCGCGGGCGCAGCCUUCCUCGUGGAGGACGUCCAGAGGUUCGGCGCCUUUGUGACCCACAUCGGACGCGUGACGGCGGGCGAGCUCAAGCCCGGCGACGCGGUGCAGCUCUGCGUCGACUACGGCCGCCGCGCGCCGAUCGCGCAGAACCACACGACGACGCACAUGCUCAACUACGCGCUUCGCGCCGCGCUCGAGCAGGACUGCGACCAGCGCGGCUCCCUCUGCGACGCCGAGAAGCUCCGCUUCGACUUUGCGUACCCCAAGCCGCUCACUGCCGAGCAGCUCGCCGCCGUGCAGGCGCAAGUCAACUCGCAGAUCGGCGCCGACCUCGAGGUGCACACGUCGACGGUCGCGCUCGAGCAGGCGAUGGCGAUCAACGGGCUCCGCGCCGUCUUUGGCCAGCAGUGCCGCACCGCCCACGGGGCUGACCCCGCAUUGGGUUCGAUCCUGCGGAGGCCUGGCGUCGGCCAGAUGGUCGCCGCGCCCGACCAGGGCGAGUGGCGCGGCUACUCGGUCGAGUUUUGCGGCGGGACGCACAUCGCGCGCUCCUCCGAGCCGCAGCGCUUCGUGCUCCUCUCUGAGGAGGGUCUGGGCGGCGGCAACCGGCGGAUCGUGGGGCUGACUGGCGAGCGCGCGGCGGCCGCGAACGCCACUUCGGCUGAGCUGAUGGCGCGGAUCGACAAGGCAGGCAGCCUCGAGGGCAAGGCGAUCGAGCCAGAGACCGCCGAGAUCGCGCGGCUGCUCGAGACGGCGGUCGUGCCCGCGGCCGACCGCAAGGCGAUGACGGCGAGCAUCGGCGCGCUCAAGAAGCGCGCCAUCGAGGCGGGGAAGGGCAACCUCAAGGCGGCGGCGGAGGCGGCAAAGGCGGAGGCGGUGCGGCUGGCCGAGGCGGCGCAGGGCGCGCGGUACCUCGCCCUCCUCCUCGAGACGGAGGCGGACGCAAAGGUGGUUGAGGCUGCGGCGACGGCCGCCGGCGCCGCCCUCGUGGGCGUGCCUCUGCUGGUGCUCGGCGCGGGCAAGACGGCCUGCGCGCUCGCCACCGCCCCAGACGGCAGCCCGGUCGACGCAAAGGAGUGGGUCAACGCCGCGCUCGGCGCGUGCGGGGGCAAGGGCGGCGGCAAGCCCAACCGCGCGCAGGGCGCGGCGCGCGACCCGACCAACGUCGCGCAGGCGCUCGAGGCCGCAAAGGCGUUCGCCGAGGCGAAGCUGGGCUGAGGCCUGCAGGCGGGCGCCCGCUGCUACGCGGCGACUCGCGCGCCGAUAGUCUACGCUGAGGCAACCCAGCUGGCGUGUGUCGCACACAUCACAGUUGCUCGCGGCUGCACAUUUAUAUGCACACACCGGCCGACACCGACACCGGCCUCCAGACCCGCUCGUUCGCCCUCCGCGCGACAAGCGCGCCACACGGACGUAGCCGCUUGCGGCCCGCGGGUAAAUACGUUUCCGCAAACCGCGGAAAAAU